Messenger RNA from Branchiostoma floridae (Florida lancelet), 2181 nucleotides. RefSeq lists its product as uncharacterized. The transcript has 8 exons. Lineage: Eukaryota; Metazoa; Chordata; Leptocardii; Amphioxiformes; Branchiostomatidae. Bases 225 to 917 code for a protein of 230 amino acids. Gene Ontology annotation, molecular function: acyltransferase activity, transferring groups other than amino-acyl groups. The record is from RefSeq and is a predicted model, not a curated record.
GUCCGGAAGUGGAGAGCCCGUGUGUGUGGGGCCGUCCGUCCGAGAGGACACCAGAUGCAGUCACCGUAAAGAAACUUAAAAGUAUGUCGAAUGUAAAGAUCUAACGGACUCGCAGUUCGGUUAGAAGCUGGCAGAAGACAGCUGUUGUCGUUGGAAGAAGUUUCUGUUUACCGUAAUUGCGUAACGAUACAUAGGUACAACAGAGUUGAGGCAUCUUCGAGGAUAUGGCUUUGGACUACGGACCACCUGUAGUUGCACAACCCUUCCUGCCACCACCACCACCAUAUCAACCAGCACCAGGAUCUGAGCCAGGCCCAUUGCAGGUUAGGAACAUGGAGGCACACGAUGUGGACUUUGUGGCUCGAAUGCUGGUGGAGGCCUUCAGCGAUAAGUUUGAGCAUGCGGUUGGGAAGAGUCGCAUGGAGGGUGCGGUCAAACAGUCAGCCAGUAGUCUGGGGAGGUCCCGAAACGUGUGGCACCGAUAUCGCAUAGCCAUGUAUGAAGGCAGGCAGGCUGGUGCGAUGGCACUCAGGUUCCAUGGAGACAGUGCUGAGGAAGAUUUCCAGUGUGGGGAGGCCUGCUCGUACCUUGGUUGUUGGGGCACUCGUGGACUGAUAUGCUUGGGCUGUGCUGUAGACGGCACCAGCGUUCCUAUGGGGCAGUGUUACGUAGACCACAUCGGGGUGGACGCAAGCUUUCGCGGGAGGGGCAUCGGCAAGAUGCUGAUGGAUAGGGCAGAUUACGAUGCCAGGCAACAUGGAUGCACGUCAAUAUUCCUGUGGGUGAAGCAGAGCAACCGCGCGGUUCAUCUGUACGAACGACAGGGCUACGGCAUCACUGAAACAGUCAAUGGUAGCUGCUUCAUGCGGUGUGCGUUGGGAAGUGCGGACUUUUACAAGAUGCAGAAGCAGCUCUAGUGUUCAAGUCACACAACAGAGCCUCAAGUUCAAAGUUCAUCUGUGUUGGUACAAAUCAGUCCAAAACAAAGUUUAACUUAAAAGUCCAUUUUUUGUGUGUUGGAAACUACAGACUGUAACUGUUCAACUCUACUUUAACCUCAUGGCUUUUUUGCAAAUGACUGCUGUCAGAUUGUGUGUUUGACGUUUUAAGGAAUUUGAAUUCUGUUAAACUGCUUUCUAUAUCUUAGAUGUACAUAUGUAGAUGAUCAGGGAUCUAAACUAACGGGGGGUGCCCUAAGAUGCUUCCUGCCUUUAGAUGCCACUUAUCCAAGUAUGGUCUUUAGAUAAAUGUGUUAAAAAUUCUUUGAUCAAAACUUGACCACUCUUUGGCAACUAGUGAUGGAGCACCGUGAGUUCAAGCGCGUAAAAAAGCAUAGCAUCUGAGGGCGGCCCCCAUAAUAUAAUUAUAUCUAGUUUGCUACACUGGUGUAACAAGGAGAUACUGAACUGUUACACUAUUAGAUAACUUUUUUCUUGUAUAUGUUCACUUUGAGUGUUACAUUUUACACCUGUUGAACAAAGGACGGUACAGUUGUAUUUUACCUACAGAUUUAGAUUUGUACCUUUGCAUUAUAUUUUCUUGGUUAUACUAUUUUCAAAAAUAUUGAUGAUGUAGAAUUUCUUUGGAACAAAAAUGUUAUAUAGUAGAUGUGUAUUUUUGUGCUUUCAAAUAGUCUUUUAUUCCAAAAUUGUGAAAUAUGUCCUUGAACGUUAAAAAGGGAAGAGCAAAGACCAGUUACAUAGGGAGGGGGUCUGCUAACUGAAACACAUCCCAAUGCUGGUAAAUCAGCAAAUGUAUUACUUGAUACAUAAUAAAGAACCCUGCUUGCAGAAUUUUAAGCAAGACAAUGGACUGCAUGAACAUAUAUCUGUUAUCACGCUUCAGCUAGUGUAUAACCAUUAAACCCAAAACAUAGACUAGAGUGGCUCUAGAGUCAGCCUAAGUGUUUUGUGGUGAAUCAAUUGCAAAGAAGUUAUAUACUUUAAACAUUUUUAGAGGAACGAGGUUACAUUACUUAAAAAGCAAAUCUACAGUUUUUACAACUUGCAAUUGAUACAAAGUACCAAUAAUAGAUUAUCUUAUGUCAGACACAGAAAUGUGUCGGUCUAUCAUUUCAAAUGUUUUUUAAACAAAACAAAUUAAAGUUUUCUACUCUUUAAGAGUAAUUCUACCUUCUUAGUUAAGCAAUUAUGCCAUGGGCAAGGCUGCUAACUUUUCACA